GUUCAUUUCCAUGUCCAGUUAGCUAUACUUUAAUCAAGUGGGUUUUUCCAAAUUUAAGCAAUUCUUAGCCCCUAAGCCUAAUCACAUUGACUCAUUCUUUCACUUGAAGAAAUGAAGGACAACGGUAGGAGGCAUGGUGCAAUGUCACCAUGCGCAGCAUGCAAACUUUUACGAAGGAGAUGUGCACAGGAUUGUGUGUUUGCUCCUUAUUUCCCUGCAGAUGAGCCCCAGAAGUUCGCCAGUGUCCACAAGGUUUUUGGGGCUAGCAAUGUCAACAAAAUGUUACAGGAAUUGCCAGAGAACCAACGAAGCGAUGCAGUUAGCUCAAUGGUAUAUGAAGCAAAUGCAAGGAUGAGGGAUCCUGUGUAUGGAUGUGUGGGAGCCAUAUCCUCUCUUCAGCAACAGGUUGAUGCGUUACAAAGCCAAUUGGCACUUACACAAGCAGAGGUUGUGCACAUGAGAAUGCGCCAAGUGUCACCUUCAUCUGAUCAGCACAAACUGGUGCCUGCAACCUCCAAUUCAUCCUCAGAGAAUUUAUCCCCUACAAGCAGGCUCACCAAGUCCCUUUUCGCCAUGGACAUGGUCGUUGAUCAAGCAAGCAUGGGAGAGUCCUUGUGGUCAUGUUAG
Molecule: messenger RNA, 627 nt
Organism: Abrus precatorius (Indian licorice)
Lineage: Eukaryota; Viridiplantae; Streptophyta; Magnoliopsida; Fabales; Fabaceae
Product: LOB domain-containing protein 4-like
Exons: 2
Coding region: 112-627 (171 amino acids)
Source: RefSeq, a predicted model, not a curated record